CUUUUAACUGUAAUUUAACUGUAACUUAAAAUCAAUGUCUUUAAUGGCUUUAAAAAUUGAAUAUUUUUGGUAUUUUACCAUUUCAUGAAGGAAGGACACUAUAUAUUAAUAUUUUUUUAGGUUUAAUUGCAACUAUUGCUCAUGAUUGUGCUUUUGGUAUGCAGAUUAAAAACUGACAGCCAUGGAGAACAUAUCCGAGAUCACUUUAGUUCUGAGUGCGUUUGAAGAUGUUGGAUCCAUUCGAUAUUUUUACUUUUGUCUGAUUCUAAUUUUGUACUGCUCAAUUAUAUUGGCAAAUUUGCUACUCAUUGUGGUCAUAUGCACUGACAGCAGUCUUCAAGAGCCCAUGUAUUUACUCCUGUGCAAUUUGGCUGUGACUGAACUCUAUGGAAGCACUGCCUUAUACCCAUCACUGCUCGUGAACAUGCUGUCAAACAUCCAUGAAGUUUCCAAGAUUUUCUGCUUCAUACAGAUCUUCUGCCUGUUCACCUAUGGGUCGAUAGAAUUUUCCAGCUUAUCCGUGAUGGCUUACGACAGAUACGUGUCCAUCUGUCAUCCACUGCAGUAUCACAGUAUCAUGACUCCAACCAAAGUGUACAUAUUCAUUUUUUUAAUCUGGUUUUGCUGCAGCCUGAAAGUGUCUGUCACCCUUGGCCUGAGCGCACGGCUGCCUCUCUGUGGAAACACCAUUUAUAAAGUGUACUGUGACAAUUACUCGAUUGUCAAGCUGUCUUGUGCUGAUACAACGGCAAAUAACGUCUACGGUCUGUGCAGUCUGUUCUUCACGGUUGUUAUUCCGCUGUUUCUCAUCGUUUACUCGUAUUUUAAAAUUUUCACAAUUUGUCUGAAAUCGUCCAGAGAGUCUCAGAUGAAGGCUCUGACGACCUGCGCUCCGCAUUUGGCUUCCCUGAUAAAUUUUUCAAUCGGCUGUUUGUUUGAAAUUCUCCAAAGCAGGUUCGAAAUGAUGCCUAUCCCAUCUGCAGUUCGAGUAACUUUGUCAGUGUACUUCUUGAUGAUUUGUCCUAUCUUCAAUCCUAUUAUCUAUGGAGUGAGAACCACAAAAAUAAGAGCAGUGGUCAAAAAGUUAAUUUCUAGGUGGUUAAAUUUACUGUGAAGGCGGUGGCACAGUGAUGCAGUGGGUAGCACUGUCGCCCCACAGCAAGGUCCUGGGCUCAAAUCCCAGCCAGGGCCUUUCCGUGUGGAGUUUGCAUGUUCUCCCAAUGUCAGCGUGGGUUUCCUCUGGGUACUCUGGUUUCCUCCCACAGUCCAAAAACAUGCAGGUCAGCUAAUUGGAGUCUCUAAAUUGUCCAUGGGUAUGAGUAUGUGUGGAAUGGUGUGCCCUGCAAUAGAUUGGGAACCUGUUCAGGGCGUAUUCCUGCCUCUCACCCAAUGCACGCUGGGAUAGGCUCCAGCACCCCCUGUGACCCUGACCAGAAUAAGCGGGUAUAGAUAAUGGAUGGAAAUUUACUGUGAACACUUUCAUAUUAUACUCCAAUAAGGACAAUAUAUAUUUUUUUAAACUUGGAUGAAAUUCCCCAUUAACUGUUCUGUGAUGUACUGCUUUGGUCUUAGAUUUAUAAUCAUGGUGAAAAUCCAUUUACUGUACUGUAC
Messenger RNA from Anguilla anguilla (European eel), 1611 nucleotides. Its product is annotated as olfactory receptor 52D1-like. Gene Ontology annotation, molecular function: olfactory receptor activity; G protein-coupled receptor activity. Bases 182 to 1114 code for a protein of 310 amino acids. Gene Ontology annotation, biological process: G protein-coupled receptor signaling pathway. Gene Ontology annotation, cellular component: membrane. NCBI's taxonomy places the organism in Eukaryota, Metazoa, Chordata, Actinopteri, Anguilliformes, Anguillidae. The transcript has 2 exons. The record is from RefSeq and is a predicted model, not a curated record.